This is a messenger RNA of Fulvia fulva, 732 nucleotides long. RefSeq lists its product as uncharacterized. Gene Ontology annotation, molecular function: carbon-sulfur lyase activity. The transcript has a single exon. Lineage: Eukaryota; Fungi; Ascomycota; Dothideomycetes; Mycosphaerellales; Mycosphaerellaceae. The record is from RefSeq and is a predicted model, not a curated record. The coding region runs from base 1 to 732 and encodes 243 amino acids.
AUGACCCCCUCCGCAACCACCACCUACCGCGGCACCUGCGCCUGCACCGCCGUAUCCUGGUCCUCCACCGCCGCGCCUACAUCCCUCGACUUCUGCCACUGCACGCAAUGCCAACAAAUCUCCGGCGCUCCCUUCAUAGCUUGGCUGGCUUUUACAUUCCCGUCCAUAACAUUUCGCGGUACCGACUUCAUCAAGACGACCCGCCUCCUCAUAAGCGAUGGCAUGGACUCCAUCGCAUCGCGUUCCUUCUGCAGUGCGUGCGGGAGUACGUUGAGUAUGCAGUAUGAUUGUUACAAAGGGACGAGGAUACAUCUUGCGGCAGGGACGUUGGUGGAGGGCACGAUACCGGAGGGGUUAGGGAGGGCUCAUAUUUGGGUUGGGGAUAAGGCGGGGUGGUAUGAGAUGCCGCAGGAUGGGGUGAGGAGGUGGGAAGGGUUCGAUGAUGAGUUCAAGGAGGUGCUGAGGGGGUUUGAGGCUGGGGAGAGGAGGGAGGGGUAUGAGGUGCGGGAGGAGAGGGAGGUUGAUAUAGAAAGUUUCAAGGGGGAGGAGGAGAGGGAGGAUGAUGAGAUUGUGAUACGACGGGCGGAGGAGAAGGACAGGGAAGGGGAAGGGGAGGAUGGGGGAGAGAGUGAUGAGGAGUUGAGGGAGUUGAGGAGAAGGUAUGGGGGUGGGUCGAGUGGGAGUAAGAGGCAGGAAGUGGAGGUGGAUGAGUAUAUGUAUGAUUCUGAUUGA